GCGUGUACGUCGUGUGUGACAUUUGCAGGCAGCGUGAAGCUAGUUUGUAAGAGCUAGCAGGAUUCAGGGAAACUGGAUAUGAGCAGGAUAUGUUCUACUUUAUACCUAGUUAACCACUGUUAAUGUCACGGUUGGUCUUUGCAGUUUUGUACCUAAAUUAUAGGAGACAACCGAGUUCAAAUGUAGCGCUACUUGAGCCCUGCUGUCUAGUUUAUAAAUACAGUAGCUAACGCUUUUCUUUCUGCUGCUACAGAGUUAAAGCCACAGCAGUUAAUCAACGGCUUGCUUUGAGGUCGUUUUGUGGUUUCCUGCAUUGAGCUGUUGUCAAAGUGUAGUUGAUAUUUGAUUCAAAAACAAACAGAAAAACUCCAGUUGUAGUUGUUGUUCUUGCAUUGCAGCAUGGCUGGACUGUAACGCAUUUACGCUGACUUGGCUAACGCCGCUUCGCACAAGGUUAACAUUAGCUUUAGCCAGCUAGCUGCCCUCAGUUGCCUCUUGGUCCAGCUUUGUCCUCUCUCUGCCACUUUUUUUCAUGCCGAGUUAGAGUAGUUUUUAUCGGGACAGGUGUGUGUCUGUGUGUCUGUGUGUGUGUGCUGAGAGCAGGUCAAGUGUGGUGCGAUAGAGUGCAUUUUACACACUUUCUUGACUCAUACAGAGUGUAAACUCGUCGUAAGCUCAGUUCACUGCAGGGGAAGUUUUAGUUUGGGUACUUUUAAGGAAGCGAAAAUGCUGCUUUCCUUAGUGGUGCAUACAUACUCGCUGCGGUAUUGGUUUCCUGCCACGGUAAUGCUGGGUACAGCUCCAGCUUACCUCCUGUCAUGGGGUGUUUGGCGUUUACUUUCCUCUGUGUUACCAGCAAGAGUGUAUCAUAAGUUAGAUGACCAGCUAUACUCCAUCUACCAGAGCAUGGUGCUCUUCUUCUUCGAAAACUACACGGGGGUGGAGAUUGUGAUAUAUGGAGAUAUACCAAAGAACAAAGAGAACGUGGUCUACCUGUCUAAUCAUCAAUGUACAGCGGACUGGAUAAUCGCUGACAUGCUAGCCAUCAGGCAGGAUGCCCUUGGUCAUGUGCGAUAUGUCCUUAAAGAUGGGCUCAAGUGGCUCCCACUAUAUGGAUGGUAUUUCUCUCAGCACGGCGGCAUCUAUGUAAAUCGAAGUGCGAAGUUUAAUGAACAGGCGAUGAAAAAGAAGCUGCUCUCUCAAACCAAAUCAGGAACACCAAUGUACCUUGUCAUCUUCCCAGAAGGAACCCGGUAUAACCCAGAGCUCAAGAGUGUUAUCGCUGAGAGUCAGGCUUUUGCCACUAAGGAAGGACUGGCUGUUCUGAGGCACACCCUGACACCCAGAAUGAAAGCCUCUCACAUAGCCAUAGACUCGAUGAAGGACCACCUGGAUGCUGUCUAUGACGUUACAGUCGCCUAUGAGGGAACGCUCGGCGUCUCUGGUCAAAGAAAACCUGCCCCAUCAAUGCCAGAAUUCCUGUGCAAAGAAUGUCCCAAAGUCCACAUUCACUUUGAACGUGUAGACAUGAAGGAAAUUCCUCCAGAGCCAGUGUUUUUCCGCAGGUGGCUCCACGAGCGGUUUGAAAUUAAGGACCGGCUGCUGACCAGCUUCUACGAAUCAGAGGAUGUCGACAAAAAAUCCAGGUUCCCAGGGGAAGGCCAAAGUUCUCCACUAAGCAUCUCGAAAACCUUCCCAUCUGUGAUGAUCUUGGGGGGAUUGACAUUGCCAUUGCUGUUGGCUGAAUCAGGCAGGAAACUGUACAUCAGAACCUGGGUCUAUGGAACGCUUCUGGGAUGGCUGUGGGUGAACAUCAGUCCUUAGCAAACAGGACGAAGGCUGCCAUCAUGUGAUGCACAGACGAUAUGGAGAGAUCUUGCCAUUUUCCUGUAUCACAAUGCAAGGAGUGUUACAGAUGCAAAGCAGUGCCCGUUAAGAUUUGGAGGCUGAGAGAUUUAAACCAUAUGUCUGGCUCACUGUCUCCCUUCAAGCAAAACAUAAAUGGAGAGAAGGAAAUGUUGAGCUUUUUGUGCUAGUUGUUUUCUUGAGUUAUCUGGAUUUGCAGCCUGAUACAAAGAGAAAGCAUCAGUGGAUUUGCUGAAAUGUAUUAGAUUUACUGAAUAUCCCCCUUGACCUCAACGAUAAAGUAAGAAUAGCUAUAAACCUUUCUAUAGAAGAUAUCCCCCUCAUAAGAUUUAGCCAGAUCUGUAUUCUUGCAUGCUCACUCGUUCAGCACCAUCAAGCAUUGGCCAGUUUUAAGGCUUUACACCGUUUGUUUUUUGAGCACAAAAUGCGCUCAAGUACUCUCAACAAAACCAAGUUUAGUGAUGAUGGUAAUCCAUGGAAAAGAUAUGCCAGCCUAUUUCUGACAGGCAGUGAAAAAUUAUCUCAUUUAUAUUGGUUUAAUGUUCUCUUCUAUUGAGGAGGAGUCCCAUGAGACGUGGAUUAUGCACUUUGCUCAUUUAAAGUCAUGUUUUACAUAAGUAGAACAUAACCAUUUUUAAGAGUACAGUCCUCUGCAGGGUUUCAGGAGCAUCACACCACCUAUACUGGUCACCAUCGGUAGUCAGCCAUACUGAUGUCACUUUACUUCAAAUUGAACAUGUACCAAGGCGCCACUAAGCAUACUUCCUCCUAAAUUAAUGUGACACAGAAAAAAAAAAAUUAAUUGCCUGGAAUUUGUAUUUAAUUGUCUUUAGAACAUGGGAGAUACAGUCAACUGACUAGUAUCCUUUUUAAAUAUAUAUAUGUUAUAAAUUUUUUGAAUUCCGUGUAAUAAAUCAGAUUUUCUCACUUGGAGCCCCAAACCCCCAAACAAUAGAUUCCUUCUUUUGGAGGAUGAAGAAAACCGUGUUAGUUAACAGUUAAUUACUGUUAAUGAGCUAAUAUUGAGGAGUGCAUGUUAAAAAUGACAAUGUUCUACAGAAGUAAAAUGUCGCUUUAAGCUUAAAACGAUAAAUCUGUUGCCAAAACCUGGAGUAAUAGCCAGGAUGUUCCUCAGUGUUUUAAGUUGAGCAGUCCAUUUUGUCUUGUUCGUAAACGCUUCACCACUGUCCCCGUGACAGCAUUAGAAAUUACAUGUCUAUUGAUUUUUGGCCGAAGUACUGUAUGAUUUGAUUUUCUACAAUGUUUCUGGGUUUGAAUUUUUUUCCCCAUCAAUUUUGUAUGCAUAUGUUAUUCUUAAUGCCAUGUUACAGAUCACACAAAAGUAUCUACCUAGCAAAAAAUGCUGAAAAAGCCAUCUUGAGAGUAUGACACAGGUUCCUUUGCACACAAUGCCAUCUGUAUUAUAUCUGUCACUGUAUUGUGAAAUGCACUGUAUGUCCGUUCAUGUUGUUUACUCAAACGAAUCAUUACUUUUUCCACGUGUCACUUUACAUACUUGGUCUGUUGUCCUAUAGAAUUAGUUUGAAAUAUCUAAUGGGUUUUGCCCAAUGUGGAUGGUAAAUCUCAUGGUUUUUACAUGUCACUCCAAUACCUCACUUGAAUAAUCCUUCCUUCUUGUUAAAUGACCCUUGUCAGCCAUUUUAUAGCCAUUUUUAUCCUCUUACGAUCAGAUUGUAAUUCAUCAGGAAAUACUAUGUAGACAGUAUUUAAAUGCCAAUUGUUCCUAGAAAUGUGUGCCUUCUAUUCGGAGGAGCUGGUCCUCAGCCCUCACCCAGAGGACCGCCGUGUCUCCCUCCACUAGAUGACUGCAUGGAGGCUCUCCGCUCAAUAGCACUGGAACUGCUGUUCAAUGCAGCUUAUUGGUCAAAUUGUCUACAGUUCAUAGUGGCUUAUUUUGUUCUAAGAGAAAUGCAUUGAUUUACACUUUUUGAAGACUAUUAUUGAAUGAUGAAGACUUUAAAGUACUGUAUGUAAGUUUUGGAGGAGGGGGGGUCCAAUUGAAAUAAAGCGGUUUUCUUUGGGGAAUGGCAA
Molecule: messenger RNA, 3918 nt
Organism: Myripristis murdjan (pinecone soldierfish)
Lineage: Eukaryota; Metazoa; Chordata; Actinopteri; Holocentriformes; Holocentridae
Gene: agpat5
Product: 1-acylglycerol-3-phosphate O-acyltransferase 5 (lysophosphatidic acid acyltransferase, epsilon)
Exons: 8
Coding region: 727-1824 (365 amino acids)
Biological process (GO): phosphatidylinositol acyl-chain remodeling
Cellular component (GO): mitochondrion; endoplasmic reticulum; endomembrane system
Molecular function (GO): acyltransferase activity
Source: RefSeq, a predicted model, not a curated record